AAAUUUCCAUCUGGCAACACUGAUCGGAAGUAAAGCUUUCAUAACCUAACUUUUAAGACAUUUGAAAAUGAAAAUAUUUUGAUUUAAAUUUUACAGAUAUAUACAAUUAUGGACUUAGAUUAUUCCACUAAAGCACAGUUAGAAAUCAGGCUGUAUCAAAAAGUAAAAAAUAUGAAGGAUUUAAAACGCAAAUUAACAAAAGGCCAAUUAAAGUGUUGUAUAAUAAAACCUUCUCUCAUAUACGACCCGUUUCAAGUAGUUGUUGCUGCCAAUAAGGCUCUUACGGCAGAGAAACUUACAACAAAAACCAUUUUCACCGAAAUCUUAUUCAAUCUGUCUAUCUCGAAACAUAUCACUAAAAGCUUGCAAACGUUUAGUGUCGGUGAUGAUGAUGAAAAUUUGUUGGUCGUGACUCUUGCUGAUGGUGAUGAUGGUGAAGAUGAAAGUAUUUAUAAUGCAAUCGAUGGCGAAGAAGUUGAAUUGUCAAAUUUGAGAAGCUUUAGUGAUAUGAAUGAAAUUAAGAAAGUGUACAAAAUUAGUGAAAAAGAAACUCUAAAUGUUCCCUUUGUCGAUUCUAUUGUUAGUAGAAUAGCUACUAAAGAUUUCUUGUCUCAUUAAAAAACUUGCUCCGAUUCCUUAUUUCA
Anoplophora glabripennis (Asian longhorned beetle) is the source of this 644-nucleotide messenger RNA. Its product is annotated as EKC/KEOPS complex subunit TPRKB. Gene Ontology annotation, biological process: telomere maintenance via recombination; tRNA threonylcarbamoyladenosine modification. Gene Ontology annotation, cellular component: cytosol; EKC/KEOPS complex; nucleus. The transcript is spliced from 2 exons. The record is from RefSeq and is a predicted model, not a curated record. The coding region runs from base 109 to 618 and encodes 169 amino acids. Lineage: Eukaryota; Metazoa; Arthropoda; Insecta; Coleoptera; Cerambycidae.